AUGGAUGGUGAGGGGAAAAACUAUGUUUCUGCAGAAGUAUCUGAUAUGCUGGGAUCAGUUUCUUUUCUGAGUGUAGCAUAUCAACCUUUGAAAGUCUUCUUGAGAGUGAGGCCCUUUUCUAUAGCAGAACUUGAAAACCAUGACUCUCAGGGCUGUGUAACUAUCGAAGAUCCCCAGACCGUAGUUCUUAAUGCACCCAAAGAGUCUUCUGCCAUGAAAAACAGUGAAAGAGGGAUUGGUCAUUCUGUGCACAGGUUCACCUUUUCUCAGGUCUUUGGACCAGAAACUACUCAGAAUGAAUUUUUUGAAGGCUCAAUGAAAGAGAUAGUAAGAGCGUACGUUAAUGGAGUGAACGGGCUGGUGUUUACUUAUGGGGUUACAAAUGCAGGCAAGACAUUCACUAUCCAAGGGACUUCAAAAGAUUUUGGUAUUUUACCUCGCUCACUUGAUGUGAUUUUUAGCCACAUAAGGGGAAGACAUUACCUGAAGAUGAAGUUCAAACCAUAUUUGAGCAAUGAUGUUAAGAAACUAGAAGAUGCACAAGUUAAGCAAGAAGAAGCCAUAAAAACUGCUAUUCUUGCAUCACUGAAAGAGGAGACAGAAAGCAUCUCAGAUACUGUGACAAAUAUGUGCGAUGUGACGUCAGAUUCUUCCAACUGUACUUCAAAAAGUCUUCCUUCUGAUUCACUAGCAGAGAAGAAUUUUGUUCCACUUGACAUAUAUAGGACUAAUAUACACCAAAGAACGCAAGCAUCUGUGUGGAUUUCCUUUUGUGAAAUUUAUAAUGAAUAUGUGUAUGACCUAUUAAAUGUCUUAUCUACAUCAAAAACUCAGAAGCGCAGAGUCUUAAGAAUUUGUGAGGAUCAAGGAGGAAAUUCAUAUAUUAAAGACUUAAAGUGGAUUAACAUUCAGAGCACUGAAGAAGCCUGCAAAAUACUAAAAAUAGGAAACAAGAACCGAAGCUUUGCUUGUACUAGAAUGAAUGAGCAAUCAAGUAGGAGUCACAGUAUAUUUUCAAUCAGGCUACUAAAGCUAACUGAUGAGCAUCAGCCACGUGUUCUUGGAGUUUCAGAGUUGUCUUUCUGUGACUUGGCUGGAUCAGAGAGGUGUAAUAAAACACAAGCCUUUGGAGAUAGACUAAAAGAAGCAGGGAAUAUUAAUAAUUCUCUUCAUAUCCUUGGAAAAUGCAUUGCAGCAUUGAAGCAAAAUCAAAAUCCAAAGAUGAAGCCAAGCUAUAUUCCAUUCAGAGAGAGCAAAUUGACUCGUCUGUUUCAGCCAUUCUUUUGUGGAAAAGGCAAAGCUUGUAUGAUUGUAAAUAUUAAUCAGCAUGCUUCCACCUAUGAUGAAACACUACAUGUAAUGAAAUUUUCAGCUUUAGCCAAGCAGGUAAUCCAGACAAUCCUACCCAGAAGUUUUGGCUGUUUUCCACCCAAGCUAGUUGGAGGCAAACCUAUCAUGCACUUCGAUGCGAACACAUCUGUAGAUGACUUUCCUGACAGUACUGAAACCUCUGCAGAAGAGGAAGUGGACAUCACCAUUCUGAGUCAUGAGGAUCUCUUGAAAACUACAGAGAACCUAAAGGAGAAGCUAGUUGCAGAAAGGCAAAGCAAACUCCUCCUGGAGGUGAAGAUACGUAGAGAGAUGGCAGAAGCAAUGUUCCGACAGCUGCUGGAAACAGAGGAAGCCUGGAGCAACCGCUUGGAAGAUCUGAAAGACAGUUAUGAAGAAAAACUGGAGAGCAAAUUUGAAAUGUAUAAGGAGGCCAUCAAGAAACAUGCGUAUGUGUGCGCAAUGGAACAAAUUGAAGACCAUUAUGUUCCCAUAGAAGAAUUUCUAGCUGAACAAGAGAAAGUUGAGGAGAGAGAGAGUAAAAUACUGCAAUUGGAAAGGCAACUUGAUGAACAGUCAGGGAGGCUGUUGGCUCUGGGAAAUCCAAAUUCAGAUACACCGACUGCUGAAAAUAACAUGGAACUAGAUCUUAUGAACAAGACGAAGAGAGCCAAUGAAGGACUGCAGAAACAAUGCAAAGAGAAAGAAGAGCUUAUAAAAUCCCUGAAGUUUAAAAUACAGAAGUUAAAUGAAACCCUGCUAGAAGCUACUGAAGGCUACAGAAAAAUGGCGGAAGAGAACAGUCAGCUGAAGCGUACAAUCGUGCUCAAGGAUCAAGAAAUGAAUAGUCUUCAGAAUUGGGCUAAACGUGUUCUUGAGCUUGAAGAAACAGUGUCUUCCCUGCAAAAAGAACUCGACGAACAGAAAAAGCAUUCCUCUACAGAGGAACCGAAACGACAAAAACCCAGGAGAGGUUUGUUGGCUAACCUGAAAUCCACAGUAACAGCCACUGCUGGUUCACCUCUCGGUAAAGGCUGGGGGAAGUAUGAAGAUGCUUCCUCCUCUUCAAGAAAACAUGUACUGUUGGCUCAUGAAGCAAAAGAAUAA
This is a messenger RNA of Cariama cristata (Red-legged seriema), 2436 nucleotides long. Its product is annotated as kinesin-like protein KIF20A. Gene Ontology annotation, molecular function: microtubule binding; ATP binding; plus-end-directed microtubule motor activity. The transcript has 18 exons. The record is from RefSeq and is a predicted model, not a curated record. NCBI's taxonomy places the organism in Eukaryota, Metazoa, Chordata, Aves, Cariamiformes, Cariamidae. Gene Ontology annotation, cellular component: spindle microtubule; nucleus. Gene Ontology annotation, biological process: microtubule-based movement; mitotic spindle assembly. Bases 1 to 2436 code for a protein of 811 amino acids.